This is a messenger RNA of Notothenia coriiceps (black rockcod), 912 nucleotides long. Its product is annotated as centrosomal protein of 76 kDa-like. Gene Ontology annotation, cellular component: centriole. Lineage: Eukaryota; Metazoa; Chordata; Actinopteri; Perciformes; Nototheniidae. The annotation marks the transcript as partial. Gene Ontology annotation, biological process: regulation of centriole replication. The record is from RefSeq and is a predicted model, not a curated record. The transcript is spliced from 6 exons.
GAAGUACUCACAGAUGCAGAACCAGGAUCCCCUCCAAAGCCUGCCACUCACUUUGUUGACAAGAAUAUUACUCAGCUGAAAAAAACCAAUAUUGACCCAUCCAGGCGGCACCUGUAUCUCCAAGUGCUUGGUGGGAAGGCCUUUCUGGAGCACCUCCAGGAGCCAGAGCCUUUACCUGGUCAGGUGUGUUCUACGUUUACAGUCUACUUGCAUUUCCGUAACCAGAGGUUCCGCUCGAAGCCAGUGCCCUGUGCCUGCGAGCCGGACCUGAGGGAGGGCUUCCUCUUAGAGAUCCACAGAGAGGGCACAGGUGAAGGCAGCACAAUGGCGGACGGGACCACCAUGUUGUCUUUGUGUGACCCGGUUCAUUUGGUGCUGAUCAAGACGGACACCUCCAGUGAGACAAUGCUGGUCUCCUCCUACUUCCUGGACUGGAGGGUUGUCCUCUGCUCGCCCAAUGGGAAGACCUGCUUUGCUGUGGAGCUGAUGGGAGUCGGAAGUGAAUGUAAAGUCCCAGCUGGAGUUCUGACUGUGGGUCUGGAGCUGUACCCCCCUCUCACUGAUACUCUGAGCGCUGACAUCAUCAGCACACAGCAAUCACUGGAGAGGCAGAGGACAGCAGAGAAGGAGAGACUGUUCUUAGUUUAUGCCAAACAGUGGUGGAGGGAAUUCCUGCAGAUACGCCCCUCACACCAAUCCAAAAUGGUCAAGAUUUUUGCACAGGAUGAGAACGCCGUCAACAGACCAGUGUGUUCUUACGUGCAUAUCCUGCGGGCGGGGCGCCUGCUGGAAAGCCCCCGACAGGCGGCCCGCUUCGUCAGCCUGCUGGCCCACGAGAAGGCCCCGGUGGUGGGAGUGGGGGACAAGCAGGAGCAGUGGUGCACAUUAAUGGCUUUCCUGUGUAGAGGCAAG